UCAUGAUCAGCGGUCAGUGUAACACAAUUGGACCUUGGAGUGGGCCCAAUGGGCUUACUUCCAACACAAGUUGUUCUACGUCAUUCCCCAUCGCUUUCUUGUAUAAGAGGCCACUUUCCUUCCGGUUCUCCAGCGUUGAUCACCGAAACCGAAAUACCCACGCUCCACACUUUCUAUACUCAGUGGGCGAUCCCGCGUUUGUUUUUCUCCUUUAGUGCAAAGAAAUCUCAUAAGAAAGAGAGGAGAGACCAAAAGAGGGGGGAAAAAAAAAAGAAGAAGAGAAAAACCCCACAAAAAUGGCGAGUACAGAAGCAGAUGAUCUCCAGGACAUACUCGCCGAGCAACAAAGAGAACUCAUGGCCGCCAAAACCCUAGACUCCGACCUCGAUUUCGCCUUCCAAAUCCAAAUGCAGGAAGCCGUCGCCGCCUCUCUCGCCUUCCGUCCGUCGGGAUCGACCUCGCCGCCGCCGCCGUCCAAGGGCCGAAACGACGGCGUCCCGUCAACGGACGACAACGACAACGUUUUGGGCGUCGCCGAGAAGCUUCUGCUGGGAGACAUGGAGAGAUACAUACAGGAGUGCGAGGACCGGAAACACAGCGAGGAUGAGAUGAGGAAGGCGAGGGAGGAUCUCGACCGUCGGUUUCACGAUCAGAAGUUGGCGAACGACAUCAUGACCCUCCCCGAGGACUACUGGAGCGAGUACGGGGACUGGUACGAGAAUCCGUACGGUUCUUCUGGUUCUUCGUCGUCGGCUUCUUCUUCCAAGGGUUUGGUGGAGUCCGAGGCCUUGAGAUUGUACGUCAAGGGUUUGGUGAGCGAGGAGAGGGUUCGGGACUCGAACAUGGUGGUGGCUGGCGCUGGGAUUGCGAUUUGCGAUCCCAAGGACUACCUUCUCUUCCACUCGAGGAAGAAUCUGGAAGCUUUUGAUGGCGCUGAGAUGAUAAGCGGCGAAGCUGCGGAGCUUGAGGCUCUUGUUGAAGGCCUUAAUAAAGCUCUCGCCUUUGGUUUCAACAAGAUUGUCUUUUUCUGUGACGACGACGCGAUUUUCCACUACGUUACAAACAGAUUGCCACCAAGAAAUGGCAAAAUUGCAGCGUUAGUUAAUCAAGCGGCUCUUCUUCAGAGGAAGUUUACCUAUUGCAGCCCUUCUCUUGUAGCCCGUGACAACGUUAAGUUUGCGUUCAAAUCUGCACGAGAAGCUAUUGUGUCCCAAAUUAAUUGGUCAGAAGAAGCUGAAAAGGGCAAGAGUUUGAAAGAAACUUGCAUAAUUUGUUUCGAAGAUAAUGAUGUUACUCAGAUGUUUAUGAUUGAUGGUUGUCUGCACAGAUAUUGCUUUUCUUGUAUGAAGCAACAUGUUGAAGCAAAGUUGCAUAACGGGCAGAUUGCAAAGUGCCCUCAUGAUGGCUGUAACGGUGAGGUGGCCAUUGAUAGUUGUGCAAAAUUUUUGCCUCCUAACCUAGUGGAGAUAAUGGACCAACGCAUAAAAGAAUCUGCUAUUCCUGUUACGCAGAAAGUUUACUGCGCAGAUCCUAAAUGUUCUGCCUUAAUGUCAAAAAAUGAGCUUUUGGAAUAUACCAAGGGCUCAUUUAUUGGUGCUGAACAAUCUGGUGCGAGGAAAUGCAUUAAAUGUCUAAAGUUCUUUUGUAUCAAUUGCAAAGUCCCAUGGCACUACGCUAUGACCUGCAACGAUUACAAGAGAGCUAAUCCCCAUAACCAUGGAGAUGAAGAGAUGCUGAAGUCUCUUGCGACAAAUAGGCGGUGGCGUCAAUGUGCAAAGUGCAGCCAUAUGGUUGAGCUUUUGGAAGGUUGCUACCACAUCACUUGCAGAUGUAAAUAUGAGUUUUGCUAUACCUGUGGAGCUGAAUGGAAGAAUAAGAUAGCAACCUGUACCUGUCCAGUUUGGGAUGAACGUAACAUCAUACGGGAUAGGCAACCACAACCGCAACCACAACCACAACAGCAACAGCGACUGCAACCACAACCCGGACUGGGAAUGCAACGACAACCGCAACUGCAGCAACAGCAACAGCAACGUCGACUUUGAUCACAACCAAGAACCGAAGAGAAGGCCGCCUAUAUUAGCUAUGGCAUCUUUCUAUUUUUCUCUUCCCCUCCCCUUUUGUCUAGUUUUUAGUUUUUAUCUAUCUUAGAUGUGGUAUGAACGAGUGUUUUAAAGGCCUAUCCGUGCAUAUAUUCGAUAUACUUUGCUCUCAGGAAAAAAAAAGAGGGGUGAACGAAACUUGAAGUUGAAAUCUUUUACAUGCAACUAACAAUGGUUUCCCUCAAAUAGUAAAGUAACCUCUGAGUUUCUUUUU
Molecule: messenger RNA, 2316 nt
Organism: Morus notabilis
Lineage: Eukaryota; Viridiplantae; Streptophyta; Magnoliopsida; Rosales; Moraceae
Exons: 3
Coding region: 297-2045 (582 amino acids)
Biological process (GO): protein polyubiquitination; positive regulation of proteasomal ubiquitin-dependent protein catabolic process; ubiquitin-dependent protein catabolic process
Cellular component (GO): ubiquitin ligase complex; cytoplasm
Molecular function (GO): zinc ion binding; ubiquitin conjugating enzyme binding; RNA-DNA hybrid ribonuclease activity
Source: RefSeq, a predicted model, not a curated record